Trichoderma aggressivum f. europaeum is the source of this 831-nucleotide messenger RNA. RefSeq lists its product as uncharacterized. NCBI's taxonomy places the organism in Eukaryota, Fungi, Ascomycota, Sordariomycetes, Hypocreales, Hypocreaceae. The record is from RefSeq and is a predicted model, not a curated record. The coding region runs from base 1 to 831 and encodes 276 amino acids. The transcript is spliced from 3 exons. Gene Ontology annotation, molecular function: protein binding.
AUGUACUCCAGCAGGCGCUUCGAAACCUCCAGCCGGAGCUUUUCCAAGGGCCACAAAGUGUCCAAAUCCACCUCUUCCUUUAGCAAGGAUAGUGGCAUUACUAAGAAGCGCCAUGAAUCUCGCCAUCGGAGACCGGCUACGGCUUCGUCCGCAACAGCCAGUGAGGACACCAUCAUGACGAGCAACCUGAGCUCUUCUGUUGUGACCCUCGUUGUCGGUGCCGAACAGAGACUUUUCGCCGCUCACGAAAACAUCCUCUCUUCGAGCCCCUUUUUUGACAACGCCCUGCGGAACCUCUACACCGACCCCUCUGCCAAGAGAAUCUCUCUUCCGGACGAAGAGCCCGAGAUUUUCAGCUCGGUGCUGGAGUACAUGUAUAAAGGAGACUACUAUCCCUGCUUGGUGCACAAUAAGCGGCGGGAUUCCUGGGAGCUAGAGGCCCUCGGCAGUGACGAUGACAAAAGGACCGCAGAGAGCACAGUCUACCAUCGCGGCGUCGACGGUGACCUGCUCAAGGACACUGUCAUUUACUGUGCUGCCGAGCGGUAUGGCCUGGAUGAGUUGAAGAAAUUGGCUCUGCGCAAGCAAGGCCUCCAAUCGGGAAUCCAGUGCAGCACUAUCUUGGCCUCUGCAAGAUAUGCAUAUGCCAACACCCCUGACAGCGACUCAAAGCUGCGAGCUCAUUACUUGGCUCUCAUCAUUCGGUCUCGUAGCACCUUCAAGCGAAGCGGCACGAUGCAGCUCGAAAUGUUCAAUGGAGGCACUCCGCUCUUCUUUGAUCUCUUUGUAGCCCUCUGCAACCACGUCGAUGAUAUUUCAUCUACACAGUAG